GUGGAAGAAGCAGAUGGAAUGACAGCUGAAAUGACGUGUGUAGUACGGGGAGGCGGGGAGGUCCCUGAGAAGAGCAGAUCGGAGGCAGUGGGCAUGGCUUGAUCGGAGACUGGGAGUAGAGAGUAGCGCUGUGAUCACAGGCGCUGUCCACUUCUCUGCUGGUUCUGAAGUCUGGCGGCCAUCCAGCGUCCAUCUCUGAGUCCCGUACACAGGGAGCCUGACCUCGGUACACAGGGAGCCUGACCUCCGUACACAGGGAGCCUGACCUCCGUACACAGGGAGAGGAGCCCCGGACACCGCUGUCCUCUAUCCAGCCUCGGAUAUCGCUGUCAGCACUUGUUGGGAUUUCUAUCUUGCUGUAUCUAAAUACUUUUUGUUGGAUUUAGUGUGGCUUUUUUUUUUCUGGAUUACCCUAAAACGUGAGAGAAGACUUCACCCAGCCCAGGACAAGAUGUCAUCCUGGCACACAGUUGUUUUAUGUAUGGGCAGCUUUUUCUUGCUAAUUCAAGGGAGACCAGCAAAGGAAGAGUUUAGUGUUAAGCCUUUUUCGCCAUUCAUCAGACUACGGCACAAGCAGGAGAGACAUCAUGAUGUGACAAGAAACAAAGGUUAUUUUGAUCAUGAGGAUGGACACGGAUCUUGUGAAAACAAGUACUGUGGCCUUGGAAGACAUUGUGUAAUUAACCAAGAGACCAGACAAGCAGAGUGUGCAUGUAUGGAGCACUGUAAACCUCAUUAUAAGCCUGUCUGUGGCUCAGAUGGAGAGUUCUAUGAAAAUCACUGUGAAGUUCACAGAGCAGCGUGUCAUAAAAAGCAAAAAAUAUUUAUGCUUCACAAUGAAGAUUGUUUUCUUAAAGGAGACAAGUGCAAAUCACCAGAAUAUAUUAAGAUGAAGAAUGCAUUACUGGAUUCCGAGAACCAGAAGCGAGCCAGAAAGGAAAGCGAGAAGGAAAAUACUGACAAAUUUGGUCUUAAAAAGAUUUUGGUGGAUCAGAUGUUCAAAUAUUUUGACAGUGACAGCAAUGGACUAGUGGAUACAAAUGAAAUUACUCAGGUAAUAAAACAGGAAGGUUUUGGAAAAAUGCUGCGGGAAUGUUCCCUCUAUGACCUCAUGAAGUAUGAUGAUUCAAAUGGUGACAAGCAUUUGUCUCUGGAUGAAUUCUACAGAGCGUUUAGAAUUGUUCAGCUGAGCCUUCCAGAAGACCAGUUAGUAAGUUAUACAACAGUAACGGUUGGGCAAAGCGUUGUCUUGAUCUGUGGCAUACAAGGGAAUAUGAGACCUCCUAUCAUCUGGAAACGCAACAAUGUCGUUCUAAACAACUUGGACUUGGAGGACAUCAAUGAUUUCGGAGAUGAUGGAUCUUUAUACAUUACCAAGGCUACCACAAUCCACAUGGGGAAUUACAGCUGUCAUGCUGAUGGCUAUGAUAAGCUUUUUCAAACUCAUAUCCUUCAAGUGAAUGUUCCACCUGUUAUUCGAGUCUUUCCAGAAAGCCAGGCCAGAGAGCCAGGUGUGACUGCCAGUCUUAGAUGUCAUGCUGACGGAAUCCCACAGCCCCAGCUUAGUUGGCUUAAAAAUGGAAUAGACAUUACUACAAAAUUAUCCAAGCAGCUAACAUUGCAAGCAAAUGGGAGUGAGGUUCACAUCAGUAAUGUCCGCUAUGAAGACACGGGGGCAUAUACAUGUAUAGCAAAAAACACAGCCGGAGUUGAUGAAGACAUCUCUUCUCUCUUUGUAGAAGACUCUGCAAGGAAGACACUGUCCAACAUAUUGUGGCGAAAAGAAGGUCUUGGGAUUGGAAACUUGUUUUAUGUGUUCAAUAAUGAUGGCAUCAAAGUCAUUCAACCUGUCGAAUGUGAAUAUCAAAGACAUAUUAAGAUGACAGAAAAAAUCUUUGGAACCCAGGAUGAAGUGUGUCCAAAGAUAGAAGGACUUGAAACGGAAAAUUGCGUAUGGGCAUCAGCUGUUAAUGUAAAAGACAAAUUUAUCUAUGUGGCUCAGCCUAAACUAAACAGGGUCAUUCUUGUUGAUAUACAGGCACAAAAAGUUGUGCAGGCAGUGAACACAGAUCCCAUUCCAGUGAAGCUACAUUAUGAUAAGUCACAUGACCAAGUCUGGGUACUAAGUUGGGGCAACAUGGAGAAAACAUCUUCUACAUUACAGGUUAUUACACAAGCAAGUGGAAGUGUUUCACAUCAUACCAUCCAUACUCAGCCAGUUGGAAAGCAUUUUGACAGAGUUGAUGACUUUUUCAUCCCGAGUACAACGCUGAUAAUUAAUCACAUCAGGUUUGGAUUCAUCCUUCACAAAGAAGAAGCAGCACUUCUAAAGAUUGAUUUGGAAACUAUGUCCUACAUCAAGACAGUCAGUUUAAAAGAUUACAAUUGCAUCCCUCAGUCUUUGGCUUACACCCAUCUUGGGGGAUAUUAUUUUAUUCACUGCAAACCUGAUACAACAGGAGCUAUCCUUCCACAAGUAAUAGUGGAUAGUGUAACUGAUGUUGUCAUUGGCUAUAACAAGGAUGUAACUGGUCUCCCAUAUAUCUCCCCAGAUGGACACUACCUUGUCAGCAUUGAUGACAUUAAAGGAGUAAUGAGAGUACAAUUAAUAACAGUCCAAGGAGAAAUUAGGGAUUUAUUUGACAUUCAUACUAAUCUGCAUAUAUCUGAUGUGGCCUUUCAAUCAUCAUUCAUAGAAGCUCAUCAAUACAAUGUCUAUGCAAGUUCAAGCACACAAACUGAUGUACUCUUCGUAGAACUCUCAUCUGGUAAGGUGAAAAUGAUAAAGAGCCUUAAAGAACCAGUCAAGCUAGAAGAAUGGCCAUGGAGCUCCAAAAAUCGAAUUAUCAUAGAGAGUGGCCUCUUUGGACAAUACUUAAUGACACCCUCUAAUAAUUCUCUGUUUAUUCUAGAUGGAAGACUCAACAAAUUAAACUGUGAGAUCACUGAAGUUGAAAAAGGCAACACAAUUGUUUGGGUUGAGGAAGCGUAGGAUUUGCAGCUUAAUGUUUUCAUUAUUUCUUUCUUUUUUUUUUCCAAUGGGGAUAUUUGUUUCUUUUAGGUUGGCAAGCAUUUGCAGAUUUACAUAUUUUAAAAUAAUUUUGCAGAUCCCAGAAGGUUUUUAUUUUUUUCAUAUUUUAGUGAGUUGCACUUAACUGUUUACUAAUUAGCUCUACACACAAAAUGUAUAAUUAUAUAACUUUGUAUAGUUUUCAUAAAAUGAUGUCUAAAAAAACAAAAAUACAAAAUGUUUUUCCAGGAACAGAAAUAAUGAUUUUAGUUAAUUAUCAGGACAUGUUUAUGUUUCAUUAGUCAAGUAUGUCUGAUUUUUUUUAGAAACAGUCUUGUCCCUUGUUUGAUUUGUGCCUUGGGUGGAACAUUUUAUAAGAAACAAACAAAAAUGGAAAAUUAUAACGUGUUUCCAGUACAUGUUGUGAUUUGAACCCAAGCACUUGUUUAUCAUAAAUCGAAAUCAUAAAUUAUGUCAUUACUUACUUUGUUUCACUAAGUUUUUAAAAAUAUAAUAGUGGAAUGUGCUACUGGCAUAACAUCAUGUAGAUUUUUGACAUUUCUCUUUUAAAUUAAGUUUGUCAGGGACUGAUUUCAGGUAUAAAACAUAAUUACAAAUUGUUCAGUAAAUUUGUAUUUUCAUUUGUAUUACUUCUAAUUUAAGGAUGUUGCAAGGUGAUUGUUUCAUACUACUACAAUUAAUAGCAAAAAGCAUCAAUCUAUGAUUAUGUGUAGUGAAAUAUCUUGUGGGUAUAUACUUAUUUUACACUUUAGUAUUUUUAUAUUACUUAUGGAUCUACACUUUACAUUUGAAUUUAUUUCAAAAUGCCAUUGCCUGGCUGCUAACAGACCUUGUUGUUCUUUUUUUGGCAUUUUAAAUGGUUUAUGUUGUAUCAGUUACUUGUACAACACUACUCUUUGUGAGAAUGGUGGUAGAAAGAAUAAACAUAAGAAUAAUACCAAAA
Messenger RNA from Rana temporaria (common frog), 3974 nucleotides. It is a transcript of the gene FSTL5, whose product is annotated as follistatin like 5. The transcript is spliced from 16 exons. The record is from RefSeq and is a predicted model, not a curated record. NCBI's taxonomy places the organism in Eukaryota, Metazoa, Chordata, Amphibia, Anura, Ranidae. Gene Ontology annotation, biological process: regulation of BMP signaling pathway; multicellular organism development; cell differentiation. Gene Ontology annotation, molecular function: calcium ion binding; protein binding. Bases 452 to 2992 code for a protein of 846 amino acids.